AUGGUGGAAUUUAGCUCGUCGAAACCUACAUGCGAGAAAGAGAGAAACGUGACAUAUAUUUGCAAUUUUAUACCAGAAUCUAUUCCUAAAGGAAUUGAGAACGUGCACUUAAAACUGGAAGUAUUAGAUGAUAUUGCAUUAAACAGUACUACUUUCGUAUCUAGUGGUUGGGAUAAUGUAAAGCUUUUAGAACUGCGAGCUGACUUAAUUUGUUUCGGAGAUUUAUAUUUACAAAAUAACUGUUUUAAAGGACUGAACAGAUUGCAUGAAUUAAGGUUACAUAUAUUAUGCUACGUUUUAAUGUUUCCAAAAACAUUCAUUGGACUAGAUGAGCUGGAAACUUUGAACAUGAGCGGCAGUGUCAGAUUCCACUGGAAAAGUUUAAUACCAGCGCUCAAUGGAUCAAACAAACUACCUAGACUUUCUCAUCUGAUUCUGUCAAACUGUUCUGUAUAUAACAGUCCAUUUCUUAUUGAUGACAAGUUCGUGCAAGUUCUCCAGACCAAGAAAAUAUCGUAUUUAGAUCUUAGUAGUUUGCAACUUGCUUACCUUAAUCUCACAGCGCUACUUAAAAAACUAAAGUACUUGGAAGUGUGUAACGCAUCAUACAGUACAAUUAGUGAUUUUUACUAUAAGAGCUUAGUACAAGAUGACUUGAAAUAUGUCAAGACUCUUGAUUUAAGCUAUGCUGCUCUUCCAAAAAAGGUAUUUCCUUUAGGAAAACUUACAAUAUCAAAUGCCAGUUUCAAUUUCUCCGAGUCCCGAGUUAACAACACUAAAGUGUUGUUUUCGCCAGACACUGUGAAUAUCAGUGGAAUUGUCCCACAUUUAGCAACCAUUUGGAUUAGAAAUUGCACUGUUACACUUGAUGAAAGUCCCGACUACUUAACAAAUGAAUUAAUCUUUCGAAAGAAUAAUUUGAAGCGACUAGAUUGUAGACUAACAUGCGGACAGUUUUCUUUUUCUUCGUUAAAAGCAGUUGAUAUAUCUGACAACGGGUUACAAUUCAUACACCCAGAGUUGUUAUCAUGUUUACCGAAUCUCCAGAAAAUAGACUUAUCCACAAAUCAGUUGGUGAAAAUGACCCAAGAGAGUCCACUUUUGUUUGAAAAGUUGUUUUCACGGUUGAAGUCUUUGAGAAACAUUAACUUGUCUAGAAAUGAACUUACAAUGGUUCCCAUGAAAAUGUUCAAGAACAACAAAGAAAUUGAAGUGGUUAAUUUGUCGAACAACAAACUGGAACAAGUGCAUUUUAUUUUGACAGGACUUAAGAUGCUAAGAGCUGUAAACUUGCGAGGGAAUCAAAUUCAUACAUUAGAUCAAAUCUCAACUGAUAUUUUAAAUGGUAUUCUAAAAAGAAAGUCCACAGGAGAACCGCGUGUCACCGUUAAUUUGAAUGCCAAUCCUUUUUCCUGUUCUAAAUGUGAAACAAAACGAUUUCUCUCUUGGCUUAUAUCAGCAAACCUUGUCGAUGUACCUUCACAGACACUAAAGUGUUCUAAUGAAAAAGGAUUGUCAGAAAAAAUCACUGAAGAGACACUAGAUGAGGUAGAGAAGAUAUGUGAAAGGAAAACAAUCAUCAUCAGUACAAGUGUUUCAGCUGCAGUUAUCGUUGUUGUGUUAGUCUUGGCACUCUUAAUAUUUUACCUACAAAGGCAACAUAAACGCAAAUUACUAAACAGGACAAAUCUUAUUAACUUGUUAAGGAAAGGUGAGGGCAGUUACGAAUUUGUGGUCUUUCUUUCAUUUAGUAACGAUGAUGAAGACUUUGUAAAUACAUAUAUUCUAAAUCCGCUGAACGAAAACCUUCAGUUGAUGACAGGUAUUGAUAGAGAAUUAGUCUGUACCGGUGAUCGGCACUUCCGCCCUGGUUUCUAUGUACACAAUGAAGCAUACAGGGGACUGGACACAACGUCUGUUAUGGUUGUUGUUGCUUCUAAAAAUUUCUGUCGAAGUUCGUACUGCCAAAUUGAACUUGACCAGGCUUACGUCAAGAAAAAACCAAUUAUUCUCAUGUUUAUUGAACAUAUUGACCGGGAAAAUAUGAUACCUACACUAAAGGAAUUAUACCAAAGAAAUGUUAGAGUACUUUGGACAGUAGAAAAUGGUGAAUACAAAAUGAAAACAACAUGGAACAAUGUUUGUACCUCUAUUCUGGACUUGAUACAAAAAUAA
Mercenaria mercenaria is the source of this 2175-nucleotide messenger RNA. Its product is annotated as toll-like receptor 4. Gene Ontology annotation, cellular component: membrane. Lineage: Eukaryota; Metazoa; Mollusca; Bivalvia; Venerida; Veneridae. The coding region runs from base 1 to 2175 and encodes 724 amino acids. Gene Ontology annotation, molecular function: transmembrane signaling receptor activity; protein binding. The transcript has a single exon. The record is from RefSeq and is a predicted model, not a curated record. Gene Ontology annotation, biological process: immune response; inflammatory response; toll-like receptor signaling pathway.